UGUAAUUUCCACAUUUUUUCAAAUGGCAAACACGUAUUUAUUUAAUCUAUAGUUCGUAGCUAGCAACCCCCAAGGAUCGCGAGCAGUGCGCAUGUCCACUGUCGCCACGGCGGCGUGUGGUCGAUAGCGGGCCCAGCAGUCCGCGCCGCGCCGGGCCCCCGCGAGCCCGUGCCGCGGCCAUGAGGGCGCGAGCCGUGCUCACUGCGCUCACCGCCUGCCUAGCCGCCUCCAUCGCACAUGCGGAGAAGAGCAAGUUCUAUUAUAUGGACUCGCUAUGCAAGGACCAUUUCCUGCAGCGUCAGUACCGCAAGUUGGACGGCGGCGUGCUGUGGUCGCGCAAUGAGCGCAACCUGGACUGCACGGUCACGUUCCAGACGCACAGCAUCCUGCAGCGGUUCAUGCUGCACUUCGACCUGCUGCAGCUGGACUGCAACGAUCAUCUCUACGUGUACGAUGGCGCGCACGCCACCGCACCGCCAAAGGCGGACCUGUCCUGCCGCAACACGAAGCAGCAGGUGGGCGCGCUGUUCACGCGCAGCAACUUCGUCACGCUCAAGUACGUGACCGACAACUGGGGCACCGACGCCAACGGGUUCAAGCUCGUCAUCACUGCCGUUAAAGACCCCAAACAUGGAUGUAAAGAGUUCAGAUGUAAGCAGCGUGAGUUCUGCGUGAGUGCGGACCUGACGUGCGAUGGCGUGGACCAUUGCGCCGAUGGAUCUGACGAGGACACCGCCGCCCUCUGCCCUGAGAGCGGAGGCAGCGGCGGCAACAGCACCUGGAUAGCGAUAGUCGUGGGCGCAGCGGCGCUGCUGGCGCUGGUUGUGCUGCUGACGCUGUGCUGCUACUGCAGAAGCAGAGCGCCCACCAGGCGCACGCAUCUACAUUUGCAACAGAUGGCGAGCAGCAACGGCGCGGGCGGCGGCGGCAAGCAAGGCAACCCCGCCGCCUCGCCCGCCACACGGCUGCCGGGAAACUGGGCGCACCCUGCGGGCCCGCGCGGGUACAGGGCGGCGCGCCCGGGCCGCCUGCGGGCGCGGGCGCAGCGCUGAGCGGCGCCCCGCACAAGGACGAGUGGUUCGUCUGAGGCGGCCCGGUCGGGCCCGCAGGGCGGGGGCGCCGUACCGGCCCCCUACCGCUCCCAACUACACCUACCACUAACACUGCUCUUAGCAUGAGAUGUAUAAUCUUGUGCUAAGGCGGCAGCACAGCCGGCAACACUUUCUGCAGACCUCCCAUAUUACGUGACGUCACGCGACUAGCACUGGAAGACUAAUGUGUCAAGAUAGAGGCUCUUUAGGGGCCCAUCCAGAUGUCAUACACAACCUUAACGCAUUAAUAUAGCAUUAUGGUUGUACAAGACACAAUCAUGUCGUCUGAAUGGUCCCCAAGAAGCCCCUACCUUGACUAUGUAUUCCAGUGUCAGCUGACGCUGUUAAAUGAAAUCGUAGUAUUCACUAUCAACAACACACCUUACGUGAGGAGUUUUCAGGUGUUUAUAAUGUCUCUCUGGCUUAGUAAUAAUUUCAGUGUACAGUUAAUUAAUUACAUAGGCAGUGAGAAAAAAGCCUUCAAACACUUUAAACUUUGACCUGACUUGGACUUGUUCGUCGGAUAUUCGGUGUAAUAUUUUAAACUUUUAUCAGAUCAUACAAAAUACUACGAUUAGGUUUGACUUAACACAUGUGGCGACGGGUGUGACGUAACGUGAGAUAGCGUCAUAUGAGUGUGUCCGGCCCUUAACACACGACACAAAUAGUCGAAGAGCUGGUGACUAUAUUACGUGCUGUGUGAUUUCAUCGCUCUUAAUACGAGUAUUUUAAUUAUAAGAAUAGGACGCGAAUACGUGAUCAUCGCAAAUUCAUACGAAUUUCGUUCGAACGAAACCGCGAUCAAACAAAUUGAUGUCGAAUAGGUGUCCUCUAUACAACAACAAAAUGUUUGACCGCGCAAAAAUGCUGUUCGAACGAUUGUUGUCAAAUAAAAAAAAAAGAAUAAUAAGAACGACAAUUUUGAGAUAAUGUAGGUCGAUGAAAUUAUAACAGUAACGUAUUAUGACCAGGUACUUGAUUAGGGGCCUAUUUCACAAUCACCAGAUAAACUUUAUCUAACGGAUAAAUUUGACAUUUUGACAGAUUCCCAGUACAAAAACUGUCAAAACAUUAAAUUUAUUUGGUAGAUAAAGUUUAUCUGGAGAUUGUGAAACAGGCCCUAAGGCUGAGAUCUAUAAAGCGUACCUACUUUGACUUUGCUCAAGUUUAUGACUGAGUUAAAAAGGGACAGAUUUAUUUUUCAACAUAAAUCUGUCUCGUUUUAAAUCUGUCUUAAGUCCGAGUGAAGUCAAAGUGUGCUUUAUAGAGCUCAGUUAAAUACCUCACUGCCACUACCGUUCCACCACUACACUCCGACCUUUCGACUGAUGCUGUAUAAUCAUGAACAUUGGCAUCAAACUAGAGGGUUCUGAUUCUUUGUGAUAUUAAAAACGUAACUAUGUGUGAAGUCCAUUUUGAGACGUCAAACUUUGAAAAAAUAUUAAUGUACCUAUCUAUAAGAUCUGAUAAGAUGUAAGUCAAAUAUUUUUAGUGUGUUACGAUUUCAAUGACAUAACGAAUAAGCUCUCAGAACAUUUUGUACAGUUGUUGUGACUCCAAUGUUCAUUGAAAUCAUGUUGACAUAAGGCUGUUUUACACCGGUACUAUGUGACAAGGCACAAAUAGAAAUAUGAAUUUUGCUGCCUUUGUGCAUGCGACAAUACGUUAUGCCGCGACAAUAUCGUCAUGUAAAAUUAAAAUACUACAGUGCGAUUCUUGCUAUGUUUUAAAUUAUUAUUGUAGCAUGUGGUCGUCGGGCAUGCUUCAUCGUCACUUUGUAUUUUCCUGGCGUAAAACAGCCUUUAGCGUUAUUGAUGUUUUAAGUCAAAAUUUGCUAGGUAGAUUGAUGCGUGGUGAAUUUACAAUAAUAUAAGCUUUGAAAGUAAAGAAGUUAUGAAGAAUGAAGGUAAAGAUUUGUUAGACGGUGUGAUACUCAAAGAAUUACAUAUCAGUGUUUAAGCUGGAUAUUAAUCGACAGAUAAUUUUGACUUAGAAAACUUUAAACCGGUCAUACUAUUACAAUGAGAAUAUUAUCUACUUCAAUAAAACAAUAAUUCAGAAUGUUAAGAUUAAAAUUAAGGUCGUGAGCAUUGUUUAAGCAACUAAGCAGUCCACGUUACUGUCUCUCGAGCUAUAAUGUACAAUAAUGUUUGGUCUUUGGGAUCACCCAAACUAUGCCUGUUAAUCGCAUGUUUGAAAUAUUAUAGGUAGUGAUAAUGGUGAGUGUAUAAUGUAUAAUACUCUUACUUAUAUUAUUUAUAGGCUGACAACUCGUGGCAAAUUUAAGGGGGGUGCUUGAUAAAGCUAAAGUUUGAAAAUUGAGAAAUAAUAUUUUUAUAUCUUGUAGGCCAGUCUGUGGUAUUUAUGAACCAACCGGUACCAAUCCAGACAGCAGAUUCAAAUGAGAAGAGCCGACAAGAAAUUCAGUAAUUACUUCUUUUCAAAACACUAAACGUUACCAUGUUUAGUUAUAUUAUUAAGGUAACGACUUGUCACAUAUAUUGUGGGUAGCUGGAUGUGAAUGGUUGCUUCCAUGUAAUUUUGUCUUUGAGGAAUUCAUUAAAAAUUAAUAACCUGGACUUAACAAGUGUAUUUGUAAUUUGUACGCAUCGUUUAAAGUGUAAUAGUUAACAGGAUGGUUUCCCCAUUCUUCUUAAGCAGAAUAUAAUAAGGCUUACCAACCUAACCAACCAGCUACAUUUUUGUUUCCAUACUCAAGUAUUGCCAAUACAAACUUAAAGCUUUUAUGAAGCACCUCCUGAAAAUUUACCAUUUGCUCUGCAGCUAUUAGAUCAGUCUAAAGAACGGAACCUUCACAUAUCUGUCGGAAACAUUUAACUUUAAAGAGUAAGUCAUCGGUUCUGCCGCGAGUGUUCCUUUUAAACUAUCGUGUUUAACUUAUAAGUUAAAAUCUACGUGGAGCUGCAUUUCUAAGAUACUAUUUUGACUUGUGGUCGAACCGUAUAGAGAGGAGAGUCAGUUUUUAUUAUUAUAAUCGAGGUUUAAGAUGGCAGUUUCUGUCGCGCCGCGCCCGUAAGGUGUCGUCUGCGUGUUUUGCUCGUGGAUGUUACGGUUAGUACGCGUGACGCGUGUUACGCGUAACAAAAGUUUAGAACGCGUAACACGUAGCUUCGUCUACGAAUUGUAACAUGGACAUGAUCUUUCUUACUCAAGUUUGAAUGUACGCGUUUCGGUAGACCUAAGUAUAUUUAUGCGAGUGAUAGUUUAACAGAAGUUCUAUCCAAUGAAAUUGUAUAAUCAUCUAGUGAUGUAAUUGUAUCCAGUUUGUAAUGUUAUUUGUAUACGUUCAUUGGAUAGCGAGUAGCGUGUGUAGCUAAUUAUACAGUACCAAAAAAUAUUAAUAAAAUCUAUCUCCAUAAACAAAAUUAUAUUAUUAAUAAUGAUCUAUAUGAUAUUAUGUAUGGAUACUUUAUUUAUAAUUUUUUUAUCACUGCUGUUAAUGUUUGAUAAAAAUUAAUAAAAUAAUUCUAAGUAAUAGAAUUACAUUUAAACUUUUGUAACUAAAGUUAUCAUCAUGUCAUUCACUGUACUGCAAAUAUUGUAGAUCAUAUCACAUGUGACGAAUGUACCUAUUUGUUUCGAACUGUAGUCGGACCAUGCUAUGCAUAUGCUGUUAUGUAGUGAACAAAAUAAAGAUGUAUUAUUAUUUAUGACUAAGUUGUCGCAAUAAAUUUAACAAUAAAUUUUAUAGUGAUAUACAUAUCUCAUUGUGAAGCUGAUGUUCAAUGUAUAUUUGGAUCACUCUUUUUAUAAUAAAUAAGAUAAAAUUGUAGGAGUAUAAUAAUUACGGUUAAUAAGCGAUAUUUCCGAUAAACACCUAACCGUGCAGGCGUCACUCACUUCUGCUGUACCAUGACGUUAAAUUCACAUUGAAAAAUACCUACAGAGUAAUUUCUAAUAAUGCAAGUUUUUGGAUGAUUUAUGGGUAAUGUGCAGUAUGCAGGCCGUAACAUGGACGGACAAUUGCCAAAGUCAACCAAUGCCUACCAAGUCAGCCAAUACGUCGUUUAACAUUGAUGUAUCAUCGAUGAGCCUUGGUCUUUCUAACAACAAUAUUUCAUGUUUUAUGGAUAUUACGCAUUUUACCUUUACACCACGCCUCAGGCCUUAAAUUAAAAGACUAUACGUAGCCUGAACUUAGUAUAAUCAUCCCUUAAGUUUCAAUAUAGUCAUGGUACAGCAGUUUCACAUAUCCUUGACCACUGUUGUCGGUGACAGCGCGACGCGACAGAGCAGUCGCUAUAAGCGUUGCAGGGCACGCACAUAUCAUGCAGCUCGGCGGUGUUACGCGAGCCUUGCGGUGCGAGCCGAGCGCUUUGCGGUGCGGUGUGACCUCGACCUUAUAUUCUAUCUUCCAUAAACAUUGCAUUGUUUUACGUUUUGAUAUCUAAUAGAAAUUAACUAAUAAAUAUAAUUUUUAAUGCAGUACUAAAUGCUGUUUAGUAAAAUAAAUAUAACAAAGCUAUUAUAUUGAUUAUAUUUUUAUUUUUGGAUGGUUUACUAAUAUAAUUGGGAUAAAGGGUUGGCAAAUUAAAACCAAGUGGUCACCAAACUGUCGCAAAAUCUUUAAAAACAAACGAGAUUGCACAGCUUUGCCCGUACCAUUUUGAACUGUGUACAUAAUUUUCAGAACAUUUGUCACUGAUGUUUAUGAAGACUUUAAUUUCUGAAAUUUUUUAAUAAUUAAAUUUAUUGAGCUCUAAUUGAAAUCCAACCCGAUAUUGUAGCUAAUUUUGUUGUGUACCAUCUAAAAAAAACGAAAACUAAAUUAAACUAAAAUGGAACAUCUUAAUGUAUUGAUAUCCCUUUCAUAAUGCUCCGUGCAGAAAAGGAUAGCACUAAAUUUAGACUUGUUUAGAGACUGUGCUAUUGAAUUAGCCAAAGGGCCUAUGAAGUGCAGAAAAGAUAGAAUAAAUCAAAUACCGCACCGCACCGCCAACCGCAAAUUGAGCAGUCUAUCCGAACGUAUUCUAUGUAAUAAUUACUUAUGUAAUACUUAAUUUUAGCGAAGAUUUUUUUAGGUGAAUUUUUACUCGUUUAGUCGAAGGCGCGCCACGCCGCGUGCCGUGGGUGUCCAGAUUUUGGUGUUAACGAUAAACGCAAUGUAAAUUUAUCGAUAUGACAUUAAACAUUUUUGGCUUA
Molecule: messenger RNA, 6254 nt
Organism: Maniola jurtina (meadow brown)
Lineage: Eukaryota; Metazoa; Arthropoda; Insecta; Lepidoptera; Nymphalidae
Gene: loaf
Exons: 7
Coding region: 180-1052 (290 amino acids)
Molecular function (GO): protein binding
Source: RefSeq, a predicted model, not a curated record